AUGGCGGUCAGUAUGGCAAAGUGGUUACGCCAUGAUUUGAAGAAGUAUCUGCUUACGAAUCACAAGGAGGAAGUGUGCCAGAUUUUACAAGCAACUGAUGCUGAUGAAUAUAAUUCUGUCACAGUCAAUGCACUUUCGUUGUUUGAGAAAAACAUGGAGUUUUGCGAUAUGUUGCUGUCCUCACCUCUGACAAUGCUGGAUAUUUUUGAUACAGCUCUUGUCGAAGCUCAGUUGGAUUUGAAGAAGGUUCUGGACACUGAUAGAAACCAGCAACACCUGACAGUCAAGAAGAAAGUCCAUGUUCGUGUGAUGUCACUGCCAGUGUGCCCUGAACUCAACCGGACGACGCUGCCCAGGACAGCAGAUUUGGGCAGUUUUCUCUCUGUCACAGGUACAGUGAUCAGGACGGCUCUAAUUCGUAUGCUCGAAUACGAGAAGGAAUAUAUUUGUGCAAAAUGUCGAACAACUUUGACAGCAAAGGCAGACUUUGAGCAGUGUUACAGUCUCUGCAAGCGGACAGUGUGUGUCAACGAUGCUUGUGGGGGCAACAUUCUUGUGCCUGCUGGAGACAAAGCAUCUGGGCCGAAUGUUUGCCGCAACUAUCAAGAAAUUAAAAUCCAAGAACAGGUCCAACGUCUAUCAAUGGGGACGAUACCUCGUUCUAUGUGGGUUGUCCUUGAGGAUGACCUUGUGGAUACAUGCAAAGCUGGUGAUGAUGUCACUGUUUGUGGGAUUGUGAGGCAGAGAUGGAGACCCUCCACGGUGGAUUCACGAUGUGAUGUUGAAAUUGUACUGCAUGCCAACCAUGUCCUGGUCACGAAUGAACAGAGGAACAGCGUCAUGAUCACCCAAGAGUUUAAAGACGAGAUAAAUGAAUUCUGGCGGGGUUACAGAGGUCAGCCUCUUACUGGCAGGAAUGUUAUCCUGGCCAGUCUGUGUCCCCAAGUGUUUGGCUUGUACCUGGUCAAGAUGGCGGUAGCCGUAGUGUUAGCUGGUGGUGUACAGAGAGUGGAUGAGUCAGGUUCAAAGGUCAGAGGGGAGAUCCAUUUACUUCUUGUUGGAGAUCCAGGUACCGGGAAGUCGCAGUUUCUCAAGUAUGCCUGCAAGAUCACGCCUCGUUCGGUGCUCACAACGGGUAUCGGCAGCACUAGUGCAGGCUUGACUGUCACCGCUACCAAGGAUUCAGGAGAGUGGCAGCUGGAGGCGGGAGCCCUUGUUUUGGCUGAUGGGGGUCUGUGCUGCAUCGAUGAGUUCAACUCAAUCAAGGAACAUGACAAGGCCAGCAUCCAUGAAGCCAUGGAGCAGCAGACCAUCAGUGUUGCUAAGGCGGGACUUGUGUGCAAGCUGAGUACAAGAACUACCAUACUUGCAGCCACUAACCCAAAGGGACAUUAUGAUCCAGCCGAGUCACUGUGUGUCAAUGUUGCUUUGGCAAGUCCACUCCUGUCCAGAUUUGACCUGGUUUUGGUACUUCUGGACACACAGAAUAGCCAGUGGGAUAGGAUUGUGUCUUCAUUUAUCCUGGAUGGAGUAGAUCCUGCUGGGGAUGUCACUGGCCUGUGGUCAAUGGAUAAAAUGCAAGCCUACCUGACACUUGUCAAAUCCAUAGAACCUAAACUGACCGCACAGUCCAGCAG
Molecule: messenger RNA, 1637 nt
Organism: Candidula unifasciata
Lineage: Eukaryota; Metazoa; Mollusca; Gastropoda; Stylommatophora; Geomitridae
Source: the annotation of a GenBank genome assembly